AUGGCCUGGGAAAACUGGACUACGGUGACAGAGUUUGUUUUCAAGGGGUUCACAGAUUGCCUCGACUUCCAGGUUACACUCUUUGUGCUUUUCCUGCUCAUUUAUGUCACCACCGUGAUAGGAAACCUUGGCAUCGUUGCUGCAGUCUGGCUCGAUUCCCAGCUUCAGAGCCCCAUGUCCUUCUUCCUCAGCCACUUGUCCUUCUUGGACCUGUGCUACUCCUCCGUGGUGACACCCAAAAUGCUGCUGAACCUCUUGUCUGAAAGGAAGACUAUUUCUUUUGCUGGCUGCUUCCUGCAGCUCUAUUUUUAUGCUGCUUUUGCAAUCACAGAGUGCUACCUCCUGGCUGGGAUGGCAUAUGACAGCUAUGUUGCCAUCUGCAACCCCUUGCGUUACCCCAUCCUCAUGUCCAAGAAGGUCUGUGUUUCCCUCUUAGCUGGGUCCUAUGCAGUUGGGCUUUUUAAUUCAGCCGUCUUCACAGGCUUUGCAUUGAGGGUGUCUUUCUGUGGCCCCAAUGUCAUUGACCACUUCUUCUGCGAUGGGCCACCACUCUCAAAGUUGGCUUGCUCUGAUACUUCCCUCAACCAAGUGUUGCUGUUUGCUUUUGGGGACUUCAGUGAGGUCACCACAAUAUCAGUCAUCCUCAUCUCCUAUGGCCACAUCCUCUUCACCGUCAUGAGGACAGGCUCUGUGCUGGGCAAAGCUUUUGGUACCUGUGCAUCCCACCUAGUGGCUGUCACCAUCUUCUAUGGGACCCUUAUCUUCAUGUACCUACGGCCCAGCUCCAGCUACAACGUGGGCAGGGACAAAAUAGUUUCUGUCUUUUACACCACGGUGACCCCAAUGUUGAACCCUUUCAUCUACAGUCUGAGGAACAAGGAGACAAAGAGUGCUCUGAAGAGAACAGUGGGGAGAACGAUUAUUUCCCUGCCAAAGUCGCCAUUUGGAUGGGAGUGGGGUUGGUGUUUUUGA
Molecule: messenger RNA, 972 nt
Organism: Pezoporus flaviventris
Lineage: Eukaryota; Metazoa; Chordata; Aves; Psittaciformes; Psittacidae
Product: olfactory receptor 5F1-like
Exons: 1
Coding region: 1-972 (323 amino acids)
Biological process (GO): sensory perception of smell; G protein-coupled receptor signaling pathway
Cellular component (GO): membrane
Molecular function (GO): G protein-coupled receptor activity; odorant binding; olfactory receptor activity
Source: RefSeq, a predicted model, not a curated record